Molecule: messenger RNA, 4278 nt
Organism: Dicentrarchus labrax (European seabass)
Lineage: Eukaryota; Metazoa; Chordata; Actinopteri; Moronidae
Gene: ctc1
Product: CTS telomere maintenance complex component 1
Exons: 25
Coding region: 166-3867 (1233 amino acids)
Biological process (GO): positive regulation of DNA replication; telomere maintenance via telomere lengthening
Cellular component (GO): CST complex
Molecular function (GO): single-stranded DNA binding; telomeric repeat DNA binding
Source: RefSeq, a predicted model, not a curated record
GUUUAAAGAACUCGUCCUGCUUUGAGCCUCUGCGGACACCGUAGUUGAACAGGAAGUAGUGUUUGAGGCGUUUAGCGGGAACAGGUCGGUUGUUUAGUCUGAACAACGACACGUUUCAUAUUGAAUAAGUAAUAAAGAGUAAGAGCAGCCGUCCGGACUGUGGACAUGGAGCUCCUGCAGCGGGUCCUGGAUCAGUUCACACCCAGCGGGGAAGCCGAGGCGCUCUGGUUAAAGGACAUUUUCACCUUCAUCACUGAACACAUACAACCUGUGCUCUCUGGCCCCGCCCCCCCGGCUGCUGACGACGUCAUCACAGGUGUGUGUUCGGACCAGCUGAGUGUGUGUGUGGUGAAGAAGAUAAAGGAGAACAUGUCCGUCACACACACCUUACCUGUCAGCUACAGGCCCGUGUCUGUGUCCGAGCUGCUCUCCCGCCAGCACCUGGCCUGCGUCAGUAACCUGUCCUGGAGCACCAAUCAGCAGCGAGCGUGGGCGAAGGAGGCGGAGCUUUCUCUGCCGGGUCACCGGGCUCUGCCGCGGGUCAACCUGCUGCUGAUUGGCUGUCUGAGAGAGGGGCGGGGCGGAGAGUGGAGGCUGACGGACGCCAGCGGCAGCGUCAGGUGUGAGUGCCUGUCUCCUUCUCCUCUGUGGCUGAAUCAUCCCGUCUUCCUGCCUCACUGGAACUACAUCCCCCACAAUGCCCCGGGGCAAGACCAGGACCAGGCUGGAGGCUACUUGGAGCUGAUUGGUUCUCCUGUUGUGCUGUGUCCCGGUCCUGAGCUGGGAUUGGCUGCUGGUCCUGGAGGAGGGGCGGGGCUUAGCAGAGCAGUUGGAGUCAGAGAGGCUGCUGGUUUACUACAGAACAGGACUCGUGGCCAGCGUGUGUCUGUCUGUGGUCAGGUGGGUUCAGUCUGCCCUCUGCUGGUUGUGGCAGGAACAACCUUCUUCUGUUUGUCACUGACAGACGGCUCACUCAGUCUACCUGUCCUCGUCAAGUCGUUGUGCGUCGUGGGGACUCAGUGUGUGUGUGUUGGUCAGAGUGUGUGCGUGACGGCGCUGCGUGUGUGUGUCCUACGAGGCUGGAGAGGAAACAACAUCCUGUGUGCGACCGACCAGUCUGAAAUACACACAAACUACACACACACUCCCCCAGACUACACACACACACCAUCGGACACGCCCCCACCACUGAUGAUGUCACACAGCGAUGACGACGACUGUGAUGAGGCGGAGCCUGACCGAGACUCCGUCCAAUCAGCUGUCAGCAUGAAACGGUCCAGAGUCAUCAGUUACCAGGGCACUGUGACGGAGGUGGUGAGUGAGGGGGCGGGGCUCUAUGUGAUUGACGGGAAGGUGGGACUGUGCCUGGCCUAUCAGCCGACUCUGAGGAGGAAACUGAGAGCAGGAGACUGUGUGGAGCUCCACCACGUCCACUUCCUGUACCGGCCCUGUCCUGACUUUCCUCCCAGCAUGCUCUGCACCUGUCUGCGCUCCAGCCUCAGGGUCACCGCCUUCAGCAGGGUGGGGGGGUCACCACCUGACUCCAGCUGCCCCAGUGAUGGAGUGUUACCACGGUUACUGUUGGAGAAAAACACAGGCGUGUCCGGGUACCUGUGGACCUGUUACCUGAGCUCACAGCUCACACACAGUGUGAUGAAGCAGCAGUGUGUGUGUGUGUUGUCCUGGAAGCUGAUGGAGUGUGUGAGGAAAGGAGGAGGAGGAGGAGGAAGGAGAGAUAUCUACUCAGAGAUGUUGGAUGAGCCCCACACCUGUCCUCUGACACAGUACCAUGCUGACCCUGCCGUCCAUCAGUACAUCAGUGUAUCAGAGCUCAGUCAGUCUCUACAAUCAGACUGCUGGUCUUCACUGUCUCUGAGCUCUCUGCUGCCUUCUGGUGGAUCCAGUCUGACCAGAUCUCAGAUCAACACAGCACUAGCCUGGUCCUGCAGGACUCUGACCUCUGACCCCCAGAACAACCCCCAGAGUGGAGACAGACUCAGGCAGCGCCCCCUGCUGUUGGUCGGGGUGUUGGAGCUCCCAUCACAGACGUCUGAACCCGCUCUGCAGCUCAGAGACAGGACGGGAGCCGUGGCCUGUGUCGUCACGGAAACCAGAGAGGAAGAGGGGGGAGGUCAGAGGGCGGCCUUCAACACCGCCUGGAUCGGUUGUCUGGUGUGUGUCCGACAGUUCACCAUGGUAACAGAGAGAUUCAUCCAAUCAGAUUUCCCCUCCUACCAACACCUGGACCAGGACAAAUACAUCACACACAAACACUGCAGAGUCUACCUGCAGUUUUCUCUGGACCAUCUCCACAUCCUGAGUCCAUCUGUUGCCAUGGUUACACACCUGCAACUGAAGGGGGAGGAGUCAGGAGGUGAUGUCACAGGUAGGAAACAGACAGCAGAAGAAGAGACGGAGGGAGGACAGACUGCAGGAAGGAAGAGAAGAAGAGAAGAACCAGACUCCUCUCACUCUGCCUCCUCCUCUGUCACCAUGACGACUGACCCUGGCAGCGACUCCCAGCCCUCUGUCUCCAUGGUGAUCAGGGUGGAGCGGAAGGAGGGCGUGGCCUGGAGGAACACAGGGGCGGAGUUAAAGGAAGGGGAGGCGGGUCUGACGCUGUGCUUCUCUGUCAGAGCUGCUGUGAUUGGUCCAGUGGUCAGCUGGGGGCGGGACCCGAAAAACAGACCAAUGACAGAGAGAGAGACAGAGAAGGAAGGCAAGGUGGUGCUGGUGUUCUCAGGUGUGUCAGCUCGCUGGUUUCCUCUCCUCCAGCCUGGAUCUUUCUACAGGCUCAUCGCUGCUAACACUCAGGAUCCCAGUGUUUUGAUUGGCUGUGGUGUUUCUGGGCGGAGCGGGGUGGAGCUCCACACUGACUCCACCCUUCAGGUCCAACCUGAUUGGAGGUUCCACACUCUGACACGCCCACUGCUGCUGCACACCUACAGACAGGCUCUCUCGCCCUCAGUCCUGUCUGUCUCUGAGCUUUUGGACUGCAGGUCAGAGUUGGUGUGUUUUCAGGCUCUGGUUUCUGACAGGAUCAGUCUGAACGACAGGACGAGGGACUCUGGAGACACACACACAGGUGUGCGUCUCACAGUGUGUGACCAAACUGGGAGGAGUCUCCAGGUGUACCUGGACUUGAGCCACACCCCCUACCCACCUGGCCUGUUGCCUGGCAACACACUGCUGCUGUCUGCUUUCCAGAUAAGGUUGUCGAGGACAGGAAGUGUGUACUGCAGUUAUUUACCUGUCAGCUCAAUAACCGUCGUUUCACUGGGAGAUACAAGCACUGUCCGGCCUCCUCCUCCCAUGAUGCAUCUGGGUGUGUGGGCAACGAGCACGGAACAGAGGUGCAUUCUGGGUCAGGUCAAAGGUCAUGUGGUGUGUUUCCUGUUCCUGCAGCUACAGUGGAGCUGCUCGCUGUGUGGGAGUCUCUACGUACAGUGCUGUUCCAGUUCUCAGUGUCGCUCGACCUCGUCAGUCUUUCAGUCCAAAGCAAAAUUGGUGAUUGAUGACGGGACAGGUGAGGCUCACGUCUGGUUCUCAGGCGCUCUGGUUCGUCCUCUGCUGGGAUUGGCUGAUUCUCAGUGGGAGGGGCUUCAGAGAGCGCUCAGGGUCAGAGGUCACAUCAAGGUCUACCCCCGGGGGCGGAGCCUGGUGUGUGACUCUGACGACUCUCUCCUCCACUUCCUGUUGUGUGUGUGCAGCAGUGACGUUGUUUGUCGUCAGCUCUCUCUCACCUGCAGGAAACACAACAACCAGAGAUCAGAAGAGAAGAAGAGGUUCAGUCGAGGAGAGCGAGACUUCAUGACGAGGAUGACUCGUCCUCUCCAGCUCACCUGUCUGCACGUCGACACCCACUGAUCUCACCUGUCUGCACGUCGACACCCACUGAUCUCACCUGUACACAGACAGGAAGUCAGCAACAGGAAGAGGCGGAGCCAGCUCGCCUGCACUUUAGUUUUAAUGUUUAAUGUUGAUAUAAAUUAUUAAAUCUUCUUUUAUUUUACCUGAAGUUUGUUAAUUUCACACCACACACUGUUGUCAUGGCAACAUCACAGUCCCUCAUCCACCUGACUGUCACACCUGAGUCAGGUAAAAUUAUAAUAAUCCAAAAUAAAUAAAUAAUGAACGCAGCAGGUAUUGAUUGAUUGAAGAGUAAAACACAUUUAUUAUUAUUAUUAUUAUUAUUAUUAUUAUUAUUAUUACUUACUGUCUGUUAGUUCAGAGUCCUUCUGUUUGUUUCUUUACAAAUAAAGUUGAAUUGAAACUCGA